Molecule: messenger RNA, 3488 nt
Organism: Perca fluviatilis (European perch)
Lineage: Eukaryota; Metazoa; Chordata; Actinopteri; Perciformes; Percidae
Gene: nf2b
Product: neurofibromin 2b (merlin)
Exons: 17
Coding region: 396-2171 (591 amino acids)
Biological process (GO): positive regulation of protein localization to early endosome; positive regulation of early endosome to late endosome transport; regulation of gliogenesis
Cellular component (GO): cytoskeleton; adherens junction; apical part of cell
Molecular function (GO): actin binding; cell adhesion molecule binding
Source: RefSeq, a predicted model, not a curated record
CAGGCUGCUAUUCGUGUUCCCACCUGUAGAGUGGGAGUCAAAACAAAAAUCUUCUGGAAAGUCCUUCUGAUGUUUAGCUCGUAGCUGCCGACAACGUUAGCAGAGUUGUUUCCUUAGUGAUAGUUGAAAUAACCCUAAUCAUCGACAAAGUAAAUUCGUUUGAUACAUUUAAUUAUGGAGAUCUCUCAAAAGUUCCGCUCUUUGUACAACUUCUUUUGGCCCGUUUUCGUGGCAUAGUUAGCUGGAAAGCUAACGCUGUCUAGUAAUUAUCAGUUAACGUUAGCUUAGCAUUGCACUUCACAACAAAAAAAGCCCAGCAGCCUCUUCUGAGCCUUGUUGGACGGCAGAAGUUUGUACCUUUACUCGCUGGUUUCUUUGACACCAACACCCUCAAAAUGUCUAUCCUAGGAUUGAAGAAGAAACAGCCAAAGACUUUUAAAGUCAAAGUUAUCACUAUGGAUGCGGAAAUGGAGUUCAGCUGUGAGGUUAAGUGGAAAGGUAAAGACCUGUUUGACCUGGUGUCUCGCACCGUUGGUUUGAGGGAGACCUGGUUCUUUGGACUCAGGUACAUCGUAAAGGACACCUACGCCUGGCUGAAACCAGAGAAACGGGUCUUGGACCAAGAGGUUCCCAAGGACUCUCCCAUAACAUUUCAUUUCCUGGCUAAAUUCUUCCCAGAAAAAGUAGAAGAAGAGCUGGUUCAAGAGAUAACUCAGCACCUCUUCUUCUUACAGGUGAAAAAACAGAUAUUGGAUGAAGAGAUAUUCUGUUCCCCUGAAGCGUCUGUUCUGUUGGCAUCAUAUGCUGUCCAGGCCAAGUAUGGGGACUAUGACCCAAACUUUCACAAGCCGGGCUUCCUGGCACAAGAUGAGCUUCUGCCAAAAAGAGUUUUGAUGCAGUACCAAAUGACAGCUGACAUGUGGGAAGAGAAGAUCACAGCUUGGUACGCAGAGCACAGAGGCAUCGCCAGGGAUGAGGCUGAGAUGGAAUACUUAAAAAUUGCUCAGGACCUUGAGAUGUACGGUGUCAGCUACUUUGCCAUUACUCAAAAUAAGAGGGACACAGACCUGUUACUUGGAGUGGAUGCUCAGGGUCUUCACAUCUACAGCCCCAACAGCAAACUCAACCCUAACAAAUCCUUUCCUUGGAGCGGCAUCCGCAACAUCUCUUACAGCGAAAAGGAGUUUACAAUUAAACCCCUGGAUAAGAAGAAAGAUGUUUUCAAGUUCUACUCAUCUCAACUGCGUGUCAACAAGCUGAUCCUGCAGUUGUGCAUUGGUAACCAUGAUCUAUUCAUGAGGAGGAGGAAGGUGGACUCCAUUGAAGUGCAACAGAUGAAGGCUCAAGCGAAAGAGGAGAAGGCCCGCAAGAAGAUGGAGCGUCAAAUCCUGGCACGGGAAAAACAGAUGAGAGAGGAAGCGGAACGGGCAAAAGAAGAGAUGGAACGAAGACUUUUCCAGCUGCAGGACGAGGCACGACUGGCCAACGAGGCACUGCUGCGAUCUGAGGAGACAGCGGACCUGCUGGCAGAGAAGGCCCAGAUUGCUGAGGAGGAGGCCAAGCUGUUGGCCCACAAGGCUGCAGAAGCUGAGCAGGACAGGCAGAGGUUUGAGGUCACCGCCAUGAAGACCAAGGAGGAGAAAAGGCUGAUGGAGCAGAAGAUGAGGGAGGCAGAGCAGCUUGCUGUCAAACUGGUGGAGCAGUCUGAGAAGAGGUUGAAGGAGGCAGAUCACCUGAAACAGGACCUGACUGAGGCAAAGGAUGCUGAGCGGAGAGCCAAACAGAAGCUGCUAGAGAUCACCAAAACAACAUACCCUCUCAUAGCAGCCUACUCUACUCCCCCUGCUCCUCCUGAAGCAGCCGACUUUGCCUAUGAGUCGGCAUCUACACGCCUCGACUUCAAGGACUCUGACAUGAAAAGGUUGUCUAUGGAGAUCGAGAGAGAGAGGCUGGAGUACAUGGAGAAGAGUAAACACCUGCAAGACCAGCUGAAGGAACUGAAGACUGAGAUCGAGUCUCUGAAGCUGGAGGAGCAGCAGCAACAGGCAGGCGUCUACAGCCUCCGCAAUGAGGCGAGGGGCUACGUCCAGGAGCCUGUCUACAUACCUCACAGCAACCGAAACUCUGCGUACAUGUCUCAGUCUCAGAUGGCCUUCUUUGAAGAAGUGUGAUCCUAGUCCUGCAAGUUGGGGAAGGAGGGCACCGGCUGUUGUGACUUUUCUCAAAAUGUUUGGUUCAUUUUUUACCUGGCUGAAACUAACAGACAGACACUCGCGUACACCAUGACUGUGUGCUUUGGAAAGACUUUUAAUCUAUCCUCAACAACAAACAGCCACUUUUGGCUGCCUGCGCAGGUUGUCAUGCUAGAUUGUACCACCUGCUACACUACAGCACCUUCCACACUUCUUUUAUAUAAAAUGAACACAUUAAUGUGUGUAUCUAACACUGAUUCAGGACAUGGUGCUGAGGAUGGAUGUAUGGAUGAGUUGCUGAUAUUUUGUUUGUGGUUUUAAGGGAUGCUUAGCUGUAAGAUGGUCAGAUAUAAUAUUGUAACCUAAUGACAAAUUCUACAUUAUUGCCUUAACAACAUGUUGGUACAGAGAUUGAGGUUAACAUUUGACACAAAACGGCUUUAGGCAAAGUUCCUGCCUCGGAUAUAAUUAGGUAAAUUUUCAGGCUUGGGGAAAUUCUGAAAAGUGAUACAUAUGAAAUUAGACUUUGUAAAUAUGGUCAUUUGCUUUCAAACCAGCAAAUUGUUUCCUAAACUUUUGAAAAUAGUAAAUAAAAAGCCCACGUAUCUGAUUAUACAUUUACCAAGCUAUUGUUGAACACUACAAAUACACUAAAGACAACUCUCAAUGUGAAGAUUGACAUUGUGAACUUGCACAUAAAACGGAAUUUAUAAAAGUAAGUCAUUGCAACCCACAGAAAAAUCUAAAUCUGACCAGCAGAUGUGUGCAGGGACAGUGUCUGGAUGUGACGCUCCAUAACAAUGUUAAAUGCAGUGUUUGAUCUUUCUUUUGGUCUUUCACUUGUUUUUUUGCUGUUUCUGUUACUUGGCUCGUGGACUGCCUCUAUUAUUAACAGCACACAAGUGCCUUUAUUGUUUAUAGUGCCUCAUCGUGGUAGUUGAUAGAAAUGUAGUAUACAGUUAUAAGCUUGAGCUCUGCCAUUUCAAAUUUUUAUAUUUUGUAUUCUAGACUGUUGAUGUGCCUUGAACUUUUUUUUACUAUUUUGAUUUGAGUUACUAAGGUUUUAUUUGGUAUCAUUGUGCUCAUGCGUCUUAGCAUUAAAUUAGGUGUACUUUAAGUUGGGGGUUGAUGUCAUACCCUGAAUUGUUUGCAGAAUAGCAGAUUCAUGGCUUUCCUGUUUUCUUUUACAGUAUGUCCCUCAGCUCAUGUACAGUACCUCUCAGGGUUAGUGUUGGAGACAAUCACUGCUGGUAGAAUGUAAUUGUUUUUUCCCUGAGAUAAACAGUAUGGCAUCCA